This is a messenger RNA of Caenorhabditis sp. 36 PRJEB53466, 645 nucleotides long. NCBI's taxonomy places the organism in Eukaryota, Metazoa, Nematoda, Chromadorea, Rhabditida, Rhabditidae. The record is from the annotation of a GenBank genome assembly.
AUGAGUUCCCGUCUUGAAUGCGGAAUCUGCUUCCACCGAUUCGGUAAUCGCUUUUCUUCCCUUACCCUCAACUUUCUUUUCCUCUUCCAGACGACUUCAAGCAUCUUCCAAAGAUCUUGGAGGGCUGCAGACACACGUACUGCUACACGUGUCUCAGCGAGUGGCUGAACCGCCCAAACGCCGGCGACACGUGUCCGAUGUGCCGGACAAAGAUCAACAUGAACGAGGAGAUCCCGACGAAUCUUGAUCUGUUGGAGCUGUUCGAAAAGAAGAAAGGCAACCCGGAAUGCACGUGUCAGGAAUCUCGGUCAGUUCGGAGUCGCUCUUCUCGUUUCAUUCGUUUCCCUUUUUUUCAGAACACACUUCUGUCCAACGUGCAAGAGUCAGAACUACGUGGAUUGGGAGGAGAGACUGACGGACGGAGAGCACAUUUUCUGCUUCGGAUGUGCUUGCGAUCACGUGGACGGGACCGACCACAAAGUCGAAGCGCUGGAUCCGGAGCACUCGACGGCGACGCUCGAUCUGGGAAAGCCGGUGUCGGUGAAGACGAACAGGAGGUUGAGGAGGAGCCUGCUCGGCGCUGCUAUCUUCGUCUUGCUCCUAUCGGUUGCCGGAUUGACCUUUUUCUUCUUUCAACUUUUCUAA